CUCCGUCCGGUGGAGGAGUCAGAACGCCAGUUGGGGCCCUGGCCCUAGCCGUUAUUUACCCCUGGCAUCACUGCAGCGAUCAUGUUGCUCGGUACAGAAUCUGUCACAGCCCUCAGCACCGAGCGCUGAAUUCUGAUCAUCGGCACUGGGUAAACCGGCACUCUUCACAGGGGGCUAGUAUUGAAAUGACAAAAGAAGACCCUUUUGUAGAACCCUCCAAUGAUGAGGACUCUGUGAGUGGAAGUUGCAGCACUGUAUCCUCAGAUUCUGAGAGGCCAGUUGUCCAUCCAGUUGUUUCAGCACCUAUGCCUACAGAUUGUGAAUUUUCCUUCUUUGAUCCACAAGACCCAGCAUGCAAAAGAAUACUACAUGACCUUAACACAACUGUUUCAGAAUUGUUUGCUAUCUUGCGGCAGUGGGUCCCACAAGUGCAGCAACAGAUUGAUGUGAUUGGGAACGAGAUUCUGAGUCGGGGAUGCCAUGUGAAUGACAGAGAUGGAUUGACAGAUAUGACACUGUUACAUUACACUUGCAAAGCUGGAGCUCAAGGAAUUGGAGAUGCAGAGGUUGCUGCCAAGUUUGCUUCACAGUUGAUUGAAAUGGGGGCUGAUGUCACUCUUCGUAGCCGCUGGACAAAUAUGAAUGCUUUGCACUAUGCAGCUUAUUUUGAUGUCCCUGAGCUAAUAAGAGUAGUUCUUAAGGAUGCAAAUGUUGGAGAUGUGGAUGCCACUUGUAGCGAUUUCAACUUUGGAACAUCUCUGCACAUUGCAGCAUCAAACCUCUGCUUGUCAGCUGUGAAAUGUUUAUUGGAACAUGGAGCCAAUCCUGUCUUCAGGAAUGAUAAAGGACAGAUGCCUGUUGAUAUUGUUCCUGACCCUUUGGAUAUGCCACUCGAGAUGGCAGAGGCAGCAGCAGUUGCCAAAGAACUGAAACAGAUGCUCUUGGAUGCAUUACCACUGACAUGCAACAUAUCAAAAGCCAUGUUGACAAACUAUGAUCACAUCUCAGGCAAGGCACUACUGAUGUCGCUGGGCCUAAAGCUGGGAGAGAGAGUGAUGAUUGCAGGGCAAAAGGUUGGCACACUACGAUUUUGUGGCACCACUGAGUUUGCCAGUGGCCAGUGGGCAGGGAUUGAGCUGGAUGAACCUGAGGGGAAGAAUGAUGGAAGUAUUUGUGGCAUUCAGUAUUUUAGCUGUCCCAUUAAACAUGGGAUUUUUGCACCGCUUUCCAAGAUUAGCAAAGUACCCGUGGUAAAAAAGAGUGUAACAAGGACAUCAUCAAGUAAAACGUCAACUCCUGUCCGAUCACAAAAAAUUGAUUUGUCACAUGUUACAUCAAAAGUUAACACAGGUCUACUUUCUUCCAAAAAGUAUGUUCAAAAAGACCCCAUACCAGCUCAGGACAUUACCAAACCUCAUGCUGGAGCAGAAGUUUCUCUGCCUGGGUCACUCUGCUCCUCAUCUUCCUCUACCUCUUCAAUAGAAAGCAGACAAAGGCAGCCGCCCACACGACAAAGGAAUUUGGCUAACUCUAAGAAGAUGGCAACUAAACCAAUACCUGCAAUUACCAAGAUCACCACGGGUUUGAGGAGUCGAGCUCCAUCAGUUGGCAGCCUGAGAAGUGUAGAGAUUUGUAAGACUCAUAUACAGAUUGGAGAUCGUGUGGUUGUGGUUGGACAGAGGAUUGGUACAGUACGAUUCUACGGGAAAACAAGCUUUGCACCAGGUUAUUGGUAUGGGAUUGAAUUGGAUAAACCCAAUGGCAAGAAUGAUGGCUCUGUUGGAGGAGUACAGUAUUUCACUUGUGUGCCAAAACAUGGAGUGUUUGCACCUCCAUCGAGAGUUCAGAGGGUGACAGAAGCUCUGGAUUCCUUCUCAGUUGUCCCAACCAGUAAACUUAAUCGAUCAGUUAUAGGUUUCCAUCGAAGUUUUAGCACACCAUCCACCCUUCCAUCACCAAGGGAGAUUAAAGGAAAGAAUGCUUCAAACAGGCCAAAAAAUGCAAUCAUGCGACGAAGCUGGAGCAGCACAAGUACAACUGAAGGAAGCGUAAAGUUACAGGAAGGCUCACAGGUACUACUGAGCAGUUCAAGUGAGAUGGCAACCAUUAAAUACAUUGGACCUACUGACUUUGCACCUGGCAUAUGGCUUGGACUAGAACUGCGCUCACCAAAAGGCAAAAAUGAUGGUUCUGUGGGGGAGAAACGGUAUUUUAAUUGCAAACCAAAUUAUGGAGUUCUGGUACGGCCAAGCCGUGUCACAUACCGAGGGAUUAAUGGCACCAAACUAGUGGAUGACAUUUGUGGAUAAAAGAUUUGUUUGCAGUAAGCUUAGGGGAAACUUAAUCGUACAGAAUUUAACAUAUGCACGUAAGCUAUGAAUUUCAUUCAUGGUGACAUCCAAAUACGUGCAUACAUGUAAUUGUGGACGUAAAUCACACGUGUAACUACAAUAUG
Messenger RNA from Hemiscyllium ocellatum (epaulette shark), 2455 nucleotides. Its product is annotated as CAP-Gly domain-containing linker protein 4-like. The record is from RefSeq and is a predicted model, not a curated record. The transcript is spliced from 16 exons. Gene Ontology annotation, molecular function: protein binding. NCBI's taxonomy places the organism in Eukaryota, Metazoa, Chordata, Chondrichthyes, Orectolobiformes, Hemiscylliidae. Bases 186 to 2309 code for a protein of 707 amino acids.